Messenger RNA from Mesoplodon densirostris (Blainville's beaked whale), 2072 nucleotides. RefSeq names its product B-cell receptor-associated protein 29. Gene Ontology annotation, cellular component: endoplasmic reticulum; endoplasmic reticulum membrane. NCBI's taxonomy places the organism in Eukaryota, Metazoa, Chordata, Mammalia, Artiodactyla, Ziphiidae. Gene Ontology annotation, biological process: intracellular protein transport; endoplasmic reticulum to Golgi vesicle-mediated transport. The record is from RefSeq and is a predicted model, not a curated record. The transcript is spliced from 8 exons. Bases 231 to 956 code for a protein of 241 amino acids.
GAGGCGGCGUGGAGCGCGGGGUCGCGCCGCUCUCGCCGCGGUGGGACCGCGGGGUGGGCUCUGCCCCCCGACGCGUUCGCUGAGCGGGAGGGCCCCCGGGCGCGGACUUCAGCAGAGGCUGGCGUUAGGCUGCUGACGCCGCGAAGCUGGACGGAAAGCACGUCCGCGGUGCCGCUCAGGCCGCCUGGCCCGUUCCGCACGCCUCGCUGGGGAGGUGUGAAGGGAAAAAAAUGACACUUCAAUGGACGGCAGUUGCAACUUUUCUUUACGCUGAAAUAGGACUCAUUUUAAUCUUCUGUCUACCUUUUAUUCCUCCUCAGAGAUGGCAGAAGAUUUUUUCAUUUAGCGUCUGGGGUAAAAUUGCAACUUUCUGGAACAAGGCUUUCCUUACUAUUAUAGUCCUAUUGAUUGUUCUGUUUCUAGAUGCUGUGAGAGAAGUAAGAAAAUAUUCCUCAACUCAUGCCAUUGAAAGGAGCUCAGCCAGCAGACCUGCUGCCUAUGAACAUACACAGAUGAAACUUUUUAGGUCUCAAAGAAAUCUUUACAUUACUGGAUUUUCAUUAUUUUUCUGGCUAGUGUUGAGACGUCUGGUUACCCUUAUUACUCAGCUGGCAAAAGAGCUGUCAAACAAAGGAGUACUUAAAGUUCAAGCAGAAAAUACUAACCAGGCUGCCAAAAAAUUCAUGGAAGAGAAUGAAAGACUAAAACGGCUCUUGAAAAACCAUGGCAAGGAAGAAGAACACAUUUUGGAAGCGGAAAAUAAAAAACUAGCAGAAGAUAAGGAAAAACUGAAAAUUGAAUUAAAGCAGGCUUCAAAUGCCCUUUCUAAGGCACAAAAUGACAUGACGAUGAUGAAGAUGCAAUCAGAGAGACUUUCGAAAGAAUAUGACCGGCUCCUGAAAGAACACUCAGAACUUCAGGAUCGUGCAGGGAAAGGCAAUAAGAAAGGCCUGUGAACUUUAUGAAAGAAGACUGUGAUACACCAUGUCAAGAGGAUAAAUUUGUUAUCAUGUUAGCCUCUAGAAAACUUAAAGUUCAGUUCAGAAAAACAUACUGUCUAUGACCAGCCAAUAUUUUUUUUAAUGCCACACACAUAGGCUAUUGUCAUAAUGGCAUUAUCACAAUAUUUGAUGAUGUUUCAGAUAUAUUGUAAAGUCUGUAUUCUAGCUCUCAAGUGAAAUAUAAGCAUGUUAAACACCUUAUCUAGAUACUGGUAGUAACACUGGUGUAUGGUGGCUGUUUACCAAUAAAAGGAGAAAUUCAUUAGCCACUUACUUCCAAACUUAGAUUUUUAAGUUGCAUGAAACCAUUAAAUAGCCUUAAAAGCUUUGAUGAAUUUCCAGUAAGAAUACUACUCUUACUUAAUCAGACGAUGGUGUAUUUGAAAAUAGUAUUCAGUAUCAGCAAGUUUGUUCAUAGGGAGAUUAACUAAGGAUAAAUGAUUAGAAGUAGCUACUAUAUUUAUAGGGAAGAGUCAGAAAGAGCAAAAAAUAAAAACAAUGACCUUAAGUUUUAUUUUUUUAAGCCUGAUGGUACUGCAGUUGACUGUCAUAAGACAACUAUAUUGAUAAUUAUAUUUUCGUUACUGUGCUUCUGCACCUAUUGGGGAUUAUUUUUGUUGACAUUUGUGUUACUAACACAUAACUAGUAAAGAUUCUGCUUUUUUAAAGCUCAUCUGGGAACGGAGUUUACAUCUAUUUGCAUAACUGCCACAGCACUGAACUGAAAUUAUUUUACAGCAACGUGGAAUUCUUGACUUGGAAAUGUAUAAUGUAUCCAAAAAGCAGUGUUUCCCAUUGCUGCGAGAGUUGCUAAUUAUACAAAUAUUACCUCAAAUAUACACACAGUGGCGUCACAGUUUUGCCAAGAUGUUUCUGUAUUCUGCAAGCUAAAUAUUAAAUACUGUUUUUCCAUUCAAAUAUUCAUUUAGUUUCCUUUAGGAGAGGAUGAUUGUAUAUUAAUGCGAUUUAGGUUGUUCCAGUGUUUAGACUUGAAAAACCAUCUUCCUUGUCUCAUAAAGACCUAAAUAUAAAAGAAAAUGGAAAAUAACUACUGGAGUUUUUACUUUUCUG